UCAGUCUCCAGCUGCGGCCGCAGACAGCCAGGACCUUCAUCCGCGCGCUGCUUCUGACACACAAGCAUUCGGAUUAUUAACACGGGAUUGGACCGAACCGAGCCGAGCCGAGCCGAGCCGAGCCGAACUGAACCGGAACGAACCGACCUGGACCGGAACCGGCCGAUCAGAGCCGAACUGAACCGAGCUGAACCGGACCGAACAUUCAUCCUCAGGGACGGACGUCCUCAUCAUCUGCUCCUACAGAAAGCAGAUGCUCGGGUCAGGGUGCUGCAGGAGGAUCCGGGGUCACUGAUGGAGGUCUAAGUCUGAGCCCGGCCAACAUGGUUCUGUCCAAACUUACAGUGUUUCUGUGGGUGCUGCUGUCGGCGGUAACCGGUUUCCAGUUAGAAGAUGGAGAUGGCCGACUGUGUGCUUUCACCAGCAGCCUGCAGGGGGCGGAGCCUGCUCUGGCCAAUGAGCUGCGAGGAGUGGUGCAGGAAAACGGCACGAUCCGCUGCAGCCAUGGAUCCCGCUGCUAUGGAUUGUGGGAAAGGAGAGCAGAUGGCGAAAUGCACCUGCUGAACCAAGGCUGCUGGCCGUACGUGGGAAACCAUCAGGAGUGUCGUAGCGAUCGCUGCGAGCUGCUGGCGGCCUCGCCCGCCCACAUGUGGAAGGCGAACUACCGCUUCUGCUGCUGUGCCCGUGACCUCUGCAACACCAACUUCACCGAGGCCCCGCCCACUCCGGACACGCCCCCCCUCAGGCUGAUGAAGACAGGCGGCCGAGAGGACGGCCACAUGGGCCGCCAGCUGACAACAGAGAAGACAGCACUCGUUGCCCUGGUAACCGUCGCCAUAGCAGCCAUUCUCAUCGUGGGACUGUUCCUGGGAUACAGCAUGAUGAAAAGAAAGCAUAAACACACUCUAUCUGCUCUGGAUGUUGUGGAGUCUGGAAACACCGAGUCUUCUAUGGACCUGGACCACCUGAAGCUACUGGAGCUGAUUGGCCGAGGCCGGUAUGGCGCCGUGUUUCGCGGCUCUCUCAACGAGCGCCGUGUUGCCGUCAAACUCUUCAGCUCAGCGAACCGGCAGAACUUUGCCAACGAGUGCUCCAUCUACUUCCUGCCGCUGCUGCGGCAGCACGAUAACAUCGCCCGCUUCCUGACGGCCGACGAGAGGACGACGAGCGACGGGCGGCCCGAGUUCCUCAUCCUGAUGGAGUUCUACCCUCAUGGUUGUCUGUCCCAGUACCUGUCCUCUCACACGGUGGACUGGAUGACGUGCUGCAGGAUGACUCACGGUGUGACUCGAGGACUGGCCUUCCUGCACACGGAGCUGCACAGAGGAGAGAUGUACAAACCGGCCGUGGCUCACAGGGACCUGACCAGCAGGAACGUCCUGGUGCGAGCCGACCUGUCCUGCGUCCUGGCAGACUUUGGUCUGUCCAUGAGGCUGACGGAGACCCGGCCCUGCCGGAACGGAGACGACGACACCAUGGCCAUAUCUGAGGUGGGGACGGUGCGCUACAUGUCGCCAGAGGUUCUGGGCGGAGCUCUGAACCUCCGAGACUGCGAGGCGGCGCUGAAGCAGGUGGACGUCUACGCUCUGGGUCUGCUGUACUGGGAGAGCUUCAGGAGGUGUUCUGACCUGUUCCCAGGUGAACCGGUUCCCGAGUACCAGCUGGCCUUCCAGGCUGAGCUGGGGAAUCAUCCCAGUUUCGAGGAGAUGCAGACGCUGGUGGUCAGAGAGAAGUUCAGACCCAGGUUCCCUGAAGCCUGGAAGGAGAACAGCCUGGCCAUUCGCUCCCUGAAGGAGACGAUGGAGGACUGCUGGGAUCAGGACGCAGAGGCUCGACUCACUGCUCAGUGUGCAGAGGAGCGACUGUUUGACCUCGCACUGAUGACUACACAAACUGCAGUACACAACCAAAGGAAUCUGUCACAUGGCCGCUGGCCGCCGCAGGCGAGCUCUGCGUCGUCCUUUAUUGAGGACUUUCAGGUGGGCGUGGUCAGAAAUCUCCAGGGCGACGCCCACCCAGCAGCCACCAUCAGAAUGGGGUCGAGCGGAGCCGAUGUCGCAGAGAAGAACAGGAACCAUGAGCGGCAGCAGAGUCGACUGUUCAGCUCCAACCUGCCGCCUCCGUCCACCCUCUGCACCAUCUCUGAGUGCCAACACACCGGUGGAGCUGUGCCUGGUGUUCCUGCCUGCCUGCAGUUGACUGAAGAAGACCUGGAGGCCACCAAGAUGGAGGCGGCGGAGGUGGAGAAGAACCUCAGGGAGAACUCUCACGAAGAUCUGAUGGAGCUCUCACAGAAACGCUUCGCCUCCGAGUCGCAGAGCUCCGCCCAGCUGCUGCUGCAGGAUGUCUUCAGCGGGGCAGAUAGCUCUAUCAGUGGGGCAGAUAACGCCAGCCACCCCCUCCCCAAGCAGCAGAACCUGCCCCAGAGACCCACCAGCCUCCACCUGCUGUCCAAAACCAACCACCGACAGGUGCAGACAGGUGUUGCGAAGAUGAACACGGUGGCGAUGGUCAUGGCUGCAGAGCCACAUCUGGUAACCACGGUUACCAACAACACAAACUCGAGAAGUGGAGCUUCCUCUGGGAAGGACGUCCAAAGCAUCAUGGUGGUCACCAGCAGAUAUAACGCCGGCGUUCCCACCCUGGUGACCAAUGAGGCGAUCGGCGGAGGUCGAUCGAACCCGGCGGGACCACGGGAGGAGGAGGAGGAGGAGGAGGAGGAGGUGCAGGAGGAGGCGAAGGGGGAAAUGAUGGAGGGAAGAGAUGAUGGACAUUUCAAUCUGCUAAACUUCAGUCCAGAUGAACACGAACCCCUGUUGAGGAGAGAACAGCCGCCCGCAGAGGACGAAGCGCCUCCUCCUCUCCACCACCAGAACCAAGUCCAAAGCGUCCUGCAGGGGCGAGGCUCCAACUCCAACAACAACAACAACCGGCUCAACAGGCCACCAGAGGGCGCCGUCACAGGCCCACAGAAGCUUUCUGAGCUCCAACAGCUGGGAGGUCCACCCACCAGCAGGCUUCCUGCCACCGCUCCAGGUUCAGGUCUGGAUAGUGGUCCAGUUUUAGGUCCAGGUCACCAAGAAGAUGCAGAAAUGACCACCAGACCAAAUCCAACAGGCCACCUGGUCCCAGAAUGCACAGGUCCAGAUUCUGGUUCAUGCAAAGUUGAAGUACCAGAUCUUCAGGCUCCUAAAGCUCCAACCUCAUCUUCGGAAAUCAUUACUGCAGACACAGCAAUGCCCAUUCAGACACCUACAUCAGGUCCAGAUCCAGAAGCUUCAGAUCCAGAACCUCCUUCUUCAGAUCCAAAGCCUCCAACUUCAGAUCUAGAACCUCCAUCCUCAGAUCCUGAACCUCCAGCCCCAAAUCCAGAAGCUUCAAAUCCUGAACCUCAAACUUCAGAUCCAGAACUUCAAGCUUCAGACCCAGAAGCUGCUGUUCCAGAUGAUCCUGCAUCACAACCUCCUUCAGAGUCCGGAGGAGGUUCGGGGACCUCUGAUCUUUCAUACUCAGAACCACUAUCACCCAAGGUCUUGCAGAUCCGGGAAAAACCGAACAAAGUCCGGAGGCCGGAGCGACCCUGCUCCCUGGACUUGUCAUCCUCCUGCACCUCCUCAGAUUUUGAUCCACUGUCUGAUGCUGGCAGUCUGAGCGCCUCCGGAGAGAAGAUAAAGCGCCGCGUCAAGACUCCGUAUACCCUGAAGAAAUGGCGUCCGGCCUCGUGGGUUGUUUCCACAGAUGGUGCUCCUGAUCCGGACUUCGAUUUCACUUCCAGUAGCAACAGACAGACCCACGUCUCCUCCGGCCUGGUCAGAGCUGGAAACAUCGGCUUCCCCAAAAUCAACCAGUCCAAGUCUAGCAUGGCGGUGUUUUUGGUCGGGGGCGGAGCCACGGCAACCACGACCUCAGAGCCAGACGGGGUGACGAGCUUUUGAAGUCUGAUUGACAGUUUGUUUUCUGAAGAGCUGAUUGGCUUCUCACUUCUUUGUCUUCCUUCUGUUGUCUUGUAGAAAAGUGGACUUGAGAAAAGCUUUCUGAACUCACACUGAGUGAAGGACCGAUGGCGAAGACGUCACCGUCAGGUUUCUGUUGGUGUCUGAAUGUUUCUGAUAGACCCCUGAUAGAAGAUUUGUCGCUCCUGUCCUGCCUGAGCAGAUCAAGUGUUGGUGCGUCUUUUAGUGCAGGUGGUGAGGUGGGGUGUCCUCAGGUGGUCUCAUGAAGGAAGGACGUCCAGGGUUUGGACUUGACUGACAUGAAGCCUGGAUUCUGUGAGGCUGGACGGUCCCUUUGCAGCAGAAGAUUGUUGUCUCUGCUCUCCUGGUUUCUGCACAGUUUGGUUUUCAGGUCUGAAUGGGUCCCAUUAGUUGGUCCAGUCUCUGGUGGGCUCUGAUGGUGUCUGGUCUAUGAGGUCUAUGAUGAUCUGUUGUAGUUUUUGGCUUUCUUUGGUUGUGUCUGGUGAUCACUGGUGAUCUCUGACAGUCUGUCAAUCUCCAGCCAACUUGGAAAGUGUUUGAUGAGCUCUGGUGGUCUCUGACAGGCUCUGGCGGUCUCUGUCAGUGUUUAACCAUCUCUGGUGGUCUCUCAAGGUUUAUAAUAUUUUUGGUGGUCUGUGGCAGUCAUAGGUGGUCUUAGUGGUCUCUUGUGAUCUCUGAUCAUCUUUGGCAAUUUCUGGUUGUCUCUGCAAGUCUCCUGGGGUCUCUGGCUAUCUCUAGCCAUGUCUGACUAUCUCUGGUCAUCUCUGGUUGUCUCUGGCAGUCUCUGAUGGUUUCUGGAGGUCUCCAGCCAUCUCUGGAGGUCUCUGGCAGUCUCGAGCCCUCUCUAGCCAUCUCACGGUCUCUGGCGGUGUCUCGCAGUCUCUAGCCAUCUGUGGCCGUCUCUGGUGGUGUCUGGCAGUCUUGAGCCAUCUCAAGUCAUCUCUAGCCAACUCCUGUUGGUCCCUGGCGGUCUUUGACAGUCUCUAACCAUCCCUAGCUAUCUCUAGAGGUCUCUGGUCAUCUUUGGCAGUCUCGAGCCAUCUCUAGCCAUCUCUGGUGGUCUCUGGCAGUCUCUAGCUGUCUCUGGAGGUCUCUGGUAAUCUUUUAUGGUCUUUGGUAUUCCCUCCUCUUUGAAGGGUUUUUACAAACUAAUUUCAGCUCAUGUACAGCUCAGUUUGUCCUGGACCAGUAAGUUGAAUCGUUCUGAAGUUUGAUAGUUUCCUUUUGUUUAAAAUGUUCUGACAUGAUUCACUUUUCACUAAAUGUUUGAUGGAACUGAAAUAUAAUUGGAAAGAACGAUCCAAAGCCCGACCUGCUGCUUUGAAGCUAAUGCUAAUGGGUUAGCAGUGAGGUAGCUGAUGGCUGGGACCUCUGCUCUCUCUGAGCAGUCCCCCCAGUGGACCGGGGGUCGGAGGACUGUUUGUUUUGAGUUUACAGUCAAUGUUUGUGAGACUCUUGGUGACGUUGCGAGGUGACCCUGCUCAUCUGCCGUCCGGUUUGAAGACUGCCCUGGUUUGAAGACCUGGAUCCUGCCUGCGGUUCUUCACCUGAAGCACUUUCUGUGAAGUUGGUGAGCUGUGGAGUGGACGUCUGUUUGUUUUCCUCGUGUUUGGCUCAUUUAAUUCAGUCACAUCACACCUGCUCAGGUCACGACAUGGAUGACGACAAUGAGACGUUUUUAAAGGUGCAGACUGUCGAAAAAUAAUCCUCCUUAUGAAGCAGAGGAACCGGCAGAAGCUAAUGAGCUAAUAAGCUAACCAGCUAACGGCAGCUGACCCGUGCUGUAAUUCCAGCCGAUACCUGCAGACCUCUGCUUGCUACUGCCACCCAUCGUACAGAGGCAGCAUUGCAUCGGUCUGGCACGUUGUACCUUUAAAGGAGGAGGAGAGAUUUCAGCAUGUGUGAAGCUUGGAUUCAUCGAUCCGUCACUCACUUCAGGUUUCCCUGCCUGGACGUCAAUAUGAGCACUUCACCUUUAAGAUAAAGUUAGAAAAGUGUAUCCUCGCACAAUUUUUAUUCACUCCUGCUCUCAUGUUUUUUUUACCGUUUGUUAAACUGGAUGUUUGGUGGCAUUUCAUAAAACCAGGGAAGAAGACAGAGGAGGACCUUUUGUUGUUCACAGCUGCAGAUUUCAAGUAAUAAACGCAGAUGGGACUGUCACACCCUGGUCUCCUCUCAUCGUCUGUACUCGGCUUCUUUUGUAUUUUCUACAGCUUGUGCUGUUUUUAGACGCUCGUGUGUUUGUGUGACGGACCUGAAACUGCAGCUCGCUGCUUGAAAGCAACUUUGAUGCAGAGAAGUUAAGCAACCGUUCCCUUUAAGCUGGUUUACGGAGAACACUGAGCGAGCCGAACCUUCAUGUGCCUCCAGUGAAUCCACGUCCGUCUGUCUGUCUGUGUGUGUAGAUUUACAACAUAAAGAUAAUAAGCAUGUUUCACUGCUUCAGUGUGGCUCAAUAAACCCUGUCAAAUGGU
This is a messenger RNA of Salarias fasciatus (jewelled blenny), 6448 nucleotides long. RefSeq names its product bone morphogenetic protein receptor type-2-like. Gene Ontology annotation, cellular component: plasma membrane; signaling receptor complex. Bases 324 to 3935 code for a protein of 1203 amino acids. The record is from RefSeq and is a predicted model, not a curated record. Lineage: Eukaryota; Metazoa; Chordata; Actinopteri; Blenniiformes; Blenniidae. Gene Ontology annotation, biological process: protein phosphorylation; vasculature development; BMP signaling pathway. Gene Ontology annotation, molecular function: ATP binding; transforming growth factor beta receptor activity. The transcript is spliced from 19 exons.